AACUGUGACAAUGCGAUGGGAUAUUUGGGCCUAACUCAGGUCUUAGGAUCUUACUUAAACUGAUUAACACGUAAACGAGUCUUUGAUUUAAAAUGGCUACACUUUGUCUUAUUUUCGAUGCAACAGACUCCCGCAAAAUAUUGCAAAGAUCAUAAAAGAAGAAUGCAUCAUAUGUGCGAAAGAAUGCUUGUAAUUACCAAGUCCUACAAAUAUAUAUGGAAGCUAUACAUGAAAAGUGCUUAUCAUACAAAAAAUUGUAGUUAUCAGCUAAGAGGAGACAUAAUAUUCGAUGAAAUAGUGUCGUGAGUGCAAGGGAUCUGCUAAAAUUCGAUAGCAAAAGAGAAGAUACGAAAGAUGGC
This is a messenger RNA of Metschnikowia bicuspidata var. bicuspidata NRRL YB-4993, 359 nucleotides long. RefSeq lists its product as uncharacterized. Bases 118 to 306 code for a protein of 62 amino acids. The record is from RefSeq and is a predicted model, not a curated record. NCBI's taxonomy places the organism in Eukaryota, Fungi, Ascomycota, Pichiomycetes, Serinales, Metschnikowiaceae. The transcript has a single exon.